GCCUGCCCUCCGGGCUACCCACCCCCUCUCUCAUCCCCUGCCCCAGGGAGACCUGUCCUGGGGCCUGGACUACAUCUCCCAGCGUGCCUGGCAGAGUGGCGGCCUCUGUGUGCCGUCUGCACCGGGUUCAGGCGACGAUGCAGCGGGCAGUGAGCAUGGUGGCCCAUAUGGGCUCUCGCCUGCAGGCGUUCCCCUUGGCCCUGGGUCGUCGCUUCAGUUGUGCGCAGGACGUGCUCUGCAGGACCCCGCUCUAUGACUUCCACCUGGCCCAUGGCGGGAAAAUGGUUGCGUUCGCGGGUUGGAGUCUGCCCGUGCAGUACCAGGACAGCCACGUUUCCUCGCACCUGCACACGCGCCGGCACUGCUCGCUCUUUGAUGUGUCCCACAUGUUGCAGACCAAAAUCCUUGGUCGUGACCGGGUGAAGCUGCUGGAGAGUCUAGUGGUUGGAGACAUUGCAGAGCUAAGACCAAACCAGGGGACGCUGUCACUGUUCACCAAUGAGGCCGGAGGCAUCUUAGAUGACUUGAUCGUGACCAGCACUUCCGAGGGGCACCUGUACGUGGUGUCCAAUGCUGGCUGCCGGGACAAGGACUUGGCCCUUCUGCAGGACAAGGUCAAGGAGUUUCAGAGCAGGGGCAGUGAUGUGGGCCUGGAGGUGGUGGAAAAUGCCCUUCUGGCGCUGCAAGGCCCCACCGCAGCAAAGGUGCUGCAGGCCGGCGUGGCGGAUGACCUGAGGAAGCUCCCCUUCAUGACCAGUGCCGUGGCGGAGGUGUUUGGCGUGUCCGGCUGCCGCGUGACCCGCUGUGGCUACACAGGAGAGGACGGCGUGGAGAUCUCAGUGCCGCCAGCAGGGGCAGUCCACCUGGCCACAGCGCUGCUGGAAAACCCGGAGGUGAAGUUGGCAGGGCUGGCGGCCCGGGACAGCCUGCGCCUGGAAGCAGGCCUCUGCCUGUAUGGGAGUGAUAUCGAUGAGCACACCACCCCUGUGGAGGGCAGCCUGGGUUGGACAUUGGGGAGGCGCCGCCGAGCUGCCAUGGACUUCCCUGGAGCCAACGUCAUUGUUUCCCAGCUGAAGGGCGAGGUGCAACGGCGGCGCGUGGGGCUGGUGUGUGAGGGAGCCCCGAUGCGGGCGCACAGUGCCAUCCUGACCCUGGAGGGUACCCAGAUUGGUGCUGUGACCAGUGGCUGCCCCUCACCCUGCCUGAAGAAGAACGUGGCGAUGGGUUACGUGCCCCGUGAGUACAGCCGGCCAGGGACACCGCUGCUAGUAGAGGUCCGGCGGAAGCAGCAGAUGGCUGUGGUCAGCAAGAUGCCCUUUGUGCCCACGAGCUACUACACCCUCAAGUGAGGGUGGUUUGGGCAGGGCCUUCGCCUGCGGGCACCUUGCUCUGAAGGUGUCCUACAAGGGGUUAGAACUCACAGGGGUGGGUAGUGAGGGGAAGCUGUCUAGCUGAGGUGGCCACACUCCCCCCACCCCCAAACACAUGCCACUCCAACUUUAGGACCCCACUUCUGAGUGAUGGACCACUGGCCCAUUGUCCUGUUUCAGUCUACAAUCCCAUUGACCAGACCCUCACCAGCAGGAGGGCAAGGAGCAUGCUGGUUCUGCCAUCUCCCACUUUGCCAGAUGCUGGUUUGGAGCAAAGGCUCACUUCUCUUUGGAGGCUAAAACCCGCCCAGCCUACCUCACUGUGGUGUCUCACCUUGCGGAGGGUCAUAACCAUGGGCAGUGGGCCUUAGGCCACCUCUUCCAGUUUGCUUUCCAUGAAUGCCUUUCCCUGGGCAGGAACAAGUCAUGACUCAGAGGGCUGGUUCCACAGGGUGGCCGUGCCUGUGCGGCUCAGGGCUGGCCGACAGGACAGGGACUCACCCUUCCAUAUUCCCCAGUUGGCCCAGGCUGCCUAGCAGCAAACCACAGCAGCCUCACCACCUGUUCUGAGCCUUGGGGCGGUUGCAGGGCAGGCUGGGCCGCUUCCCAGACUUGCCUUACCCUGGGCUGACCUUCGCCCCUGGGGCCCAUUACUGGACUCCACUGACUCUUGAAAAUAUUAAGUAAGCUUCCUUCCUUUUUAUUGGCAUGGUCUCUAGCUUGAUUAUUUGUCCAGUUCUCUGGGGGGUGCCAACCCAAUGCCUGCCUUCCUCGCCUCCUAGACAGGGUCAGAGUAAGUUUCCCUUGAGAAAAGGGUCAGGUCUCCAAGAACUAAGGGGCAUAUGCUGCCUUCUCUGCCCCCUGCUUCUCUGGGGAGGUGGCCCCACCUUCUCCACCACAGCACGUCCCUGCCUCCUGGGUCCGGAGGGCCAACAACU
This is a messenger RNA of Tupaia belangeri chinensis (Chinese tree shrew), 2308 nucleotides long. It is a transcript of the gene AMT, whose product is annotated as aminomethyltransferase. Gene Ontology annotation, biological process: glycine catabolic process. The record is from RefSeq and is a predicted model, not a curated record. Gene Ontology annotation, cellular component: glycine cleavage complex; mitochondrion. The coding region runs from base 138 to 1349 and encodes 403 amino acids. Gene Ontology annotation, molecular function: aminomethyltransferase activity; protein binding. NCBI's taxonomy places the organism in Eukaryota, Metazoa, Chordata, Mammalia, Scandentia, Tupaiidae. The transcript is spliced from 9 exons.